Molecule: messenger RNA, 4676 nt
Organism: Cuculus canorus (common cuckoo)
Lineage: Eukaryota; Metazoa; Chordata; Aves; Cuculiformes; Cuculidae
Gene: AHCYL2
Product: adenosylhomocysteinase like 2
Exons: 17
Coding region: 451-1977 (508 amino acids)
Biological process (GO): L-methionine cycle
Cellular component (GO): cytosol
Source: RefSeq, a predicted model, not a curated record
UAAGCAGAGCUGAGAUCAGCAUGAAAUCACAGCUGCACAAACGGUCUCGGUCUGAGCGCUUCACUCAGUGCAGGACUUGAAACAGAAAUGAGGAACCAAGCUGCCCGUCUCGUCCCUGAGUGCUUGGCUAACGAGGCUGGUUUGUAACAAACCUCAGCUGGGAGAAGAUCUGUCCAUUGGAGACCCGGCGAGCAGCUCAGGAGCUGGGGGUUGGCUGCUGGGCUGGUGCAUCCUUGUGCAUCCCACAGCAUCCUUCUUCAUCCCACUGCAUCGCUCUGCGUCCCACUGCAUCACUCUGCGUCCCACUGCAUCCUGUCGCAUCCCUCUGCAUCCCGCUGCGUUCCUCUGCAUCCCUCUGAGCCUCACUGCAUCCAUGUGCUUCCCACUGUGUCCCUUUGCAUCCUACUGCAUCUGCUCUGCCAAAAAAAUGUGAGCGUGGAGGGUUUCCCCAUGGAGAAGUGGGACAGCAAUACCAGUGCCUCCGCAUUCCAUGUGCCUGAGUGGAUGAUCCAGUUUGCUGACCAAAAGCAAGAAUUCAACAAGCGCCCAACGAAGAUCGGCCGCCGCUCGCUGUCCCGCUCCAUUUCACAGUCCUCGACCGACAGCUACAGCUCAGCUGCCUCCUACACCGACAGCUCCGAUGAUGAGACCUCCCCGCGGGACAAGCAGCAGAAGAAUUCCAAAGGCAGCAGUGAUUUCUGUGUGAAAAACAUAAAGCAGGCAGAAUUUGGGCGCCGGGAGAUUGAAAUUGCAGAACAAGAAAUGCCCGCACUGAUGGCUUUGAGGAAGAGAGCACAGGGAGAGAAGCCACUGGCCGGGGCCAAGAUCGUGGGCUGCACACACAUCACAGCACAGACGGCUGUCCUGAUGGAGACCCUUGGAGCACUGGGCGCUCAGUGCCGAUGGGCUGCCUGCAACAUCUACUCAACUCUGAAUGAGGUGGCUGCUGCCCUGGCUGAGAGCGGGUUCCCUGUCUUCGCCUGGAAGGGAGAAUCCGAGGAUGACUUCUGGUGGUGCAUCGAUCGCUGCGUCAACGUUGAAGGAUGGCAGCCCAACAUGAUCCUGGACGAUGGUGGAGAUCUGACUCACUGGAUCUACAAGAAGUACCCCAACAUGUUUAAGAAGAUCAAGGGGAUUGUGGAGGAGAGUGUGACUGGUGUCCACAGACUGUACCAGUUGUCCAAAGCUGGGAAGCUCUGCGUCCCAGCCAUGAACGUCAAUGACUCAGUCACAAAGCAGAAGUUUGACAACCUCUACUGCUGCAGAGAGUCCAUCCUGGAUGGCCUGAAGAGGACCACAGACAUGAUGUUUGGAGGAAAGCAAGUGGUGGUGUGCGGCUACGGGGAGGUGGGCAAGGGCUGCUGUGCUGCUCUGAAGGCCAUGGGCUCCAUAGUCUACGUGACGGAGAUUGAUCCCAUCUGUGCCCUCCAGGCCUGCAUGGAUGGAUUCAGGCUCGUGAAGCUCAACGAAGUCAUUCGACAAGUUGACAUCGUCAUCACCUGCACAGGCAACAAGAAUGUGGUGACAAGGGAGCACCUGGAUCGGAUGAAGAACAGCUGCAUCGUCUGCAACAUGGGGCACUCCAACACUGAGAUCGACGUGGCAAGCCUGCGCACCCCCGAGCUGACCUGGGAGCGCGUGAGGUCCCAAGUGGACCAUGUCAUCUGGCCAGAUGGGAAGAGAAUAGUCCUGCUGGCAGAGGGCCGCCUGCUGAACCUGAGCUGCUCCACUGUCCCCACCUUCGUCCUGUCCAUCACUGCCACCACUCAGGCUCUGGCUUUGAUAGAGCUGUACAAUGCUCCCGAGGGCCGCUACAAGCAAGAUGUGUACUUGCUGCCAAAGAAAAUGGACGAGUACGUGGCGAGCCUUCACCUCCCGACGUUUGAUGCCCAUCUGACGGAGCUAACGGAUGAGCAAGCGAAAUACCUGGGGCUGAACAAGAACGGACCUUUCAAACCCAACUACUACAGAUAUUAAGUUCCUGCCGCUGCAUCCCGGAGAAUCGCGAGGAACGAGAUCCCGAGUCUUUCCUCAAACUGCUGUACAGGAUGAAACAGCGCAAGCUUCUAAGUUAGAGCCGGGCUUGCUCGCAUAGUAGACAGUGUGUGUAGGUUAUUUAUUUAUUAAAUUAGGGUACUGUUCAUGCGGCCUCUGCCACUGAUGUCCGUCCUGCCGCAGGACUGGGAGAUGCUGGAUUCCUUUCCGUUGGUUUCGGUUUUCUCUUUGGGUUGUUCUUUUUCGGGGCUGGAAGGAUGGGGGAGGCAAGGAAGAAGCUGGUGGAACUGAAUCACUGCAAUGUGGUUGGAGUGGUCCAUCAUCACCAUCGAUCCGACACAAACGACAGGAGCCGCGGGGUUUGACUUCAAGGUCACAUGUGGCGUUUUCUUCCCUUCGCAUCCCAGUGGAGAAGGAUCCUGGCAGCUGGAAGAGCUGGCCCGAGAGUGGCUGGGUUUGCGUUUCUCACGCCCUUUGACAACACAAUUAAAAGCCUCGUGUGCUCCAGGCGCUGUUGACCACCAGGAGCCACCUUGGCAGCAAAACGGUGAAUCCCACCAGCAUCCACUGGAGUAACCUCCUGUCAUCCUGAAGAACUUCCCGGAGGACAGUUCUGCCAGCGGGUCAGUGACCUUCGCCUUAGCACUGCCGGAAGCUGUAACGAAGGGUCCGGUCAUUAGAGUCAGCCAGGGACGGCCUGAGCGCGUGGCAGGAGCUGGGAGGGCAGUGCAUGGUGCCUGCGUGGAGGCAGUGGGGUAGGACCCACCACCGCGCCCUCCGUCACAGCUCCGCAGCGUUCCCUGCUGCUGACAUCACGAGUGCCAACCUCCUGUGGUUCAACCAAAGUCAUGUUCCCGGUGGGGCCGCAGCCCUCACUGGUGGAAGAGCCUUGCGACCUCACCAACAAAUGCUGCCUAUGUGUCCAGGAGCUCUUCCAAAGCCCAGUGGAGCUCAUUGGCCAUCCCACCUAGGAGCUCAUAGGCCAUCCCCAUCCAUGUGAGGUGUUUCUCCAGCUGAAUUUCAGUCCUCAUUGGAACCUUUGGAGCUUUAAAAUCCCUGUUGGGUGUGAGAAGCAUGCCGGAGUAAUCCCCACCCCGAUCCCGAGCGUGGGGAAGAGUUCAGCAUCACUGAAACCCUUCAGUCACCCCAAAUCUUAAUGCAUUGGAGCUGAUGGAGAGCAGCUUUGCCAUGAUUAUACUUUUUAGCCUGGGAUGUCUCACCUGGACGCUGCAACAGCACAGCACGUUCACCAAGGUGGCUUUCCAAGUCUCCAUGUCUCAUCAGAGUCACUUUUAGGGUUCACAUGGAGAACAUGGUCCUUGCCCAACCCCAUGAGCUCAAAAGCCUUCAUCCUGCAGUUGCUGCUUUGGUACCUGAGCCCCUCAUCAGCUGCAGAUUCUUGUUUGAUCCUCACAGACCUCUUUGCCGUCAUGGAAAAACUCUUCUGUGGCAGCUUGUUCAUGCACAAGAAAGGGUAACAGCAGCCAAGUACUUCUCGUUUCUCGUGACACCAAGGUCUGAAGUCAGCUUGACCACAAGCUGCUUGUCUUUGGAGCAGAUAUUCUCUUAUUCUUGCUUAUUCCAUGUUCCUCUCUGAAAUUUCUCAAAGCCUAGAAGUAAGGCUUUGAGGAGACCUUGGGUAUAUGUUAGGCCUUUGAGAAGACCUUACGGCUUUGAGGAGACCUUAGGCCUUGGAGAAGACUCUGAGAAGACUUUAACCCUUGGAGAGGACUCUGAGAAGACCAAAGGCCUUGGAGAAGACUUAAAGAAGACCUUAGGGCUUUGAGAAGGCUCUGAUGACUUUAGGAUACGUCAGGUCUUGGAGAAGGCUUUCUCAUAGCCUGAUCACUAACCACAAACUCAAAAUAGUCUUCACUCGUGAAUUUUGUCCUGAGAUUUUGGGAAGAGUCCCCUGAGCUAUUUGAGACGUUGUGGUCGACUCUUGGAGGACUUUGGUCUACAUCAGCCAACGAAACCCCUGAGUUCCCGUUCUCCGCAAAUGAGUGGAGUCCAAUCCUGUUCUUGGUUGAGGGGCAGCGCAGCUGUGGGGUCACAUUGAGCUCAGCAGUGUUGGAACUCGGGCCCAUCCUCCUCCAUCUGCAUGACCCCAGUUCAGCUCCGGCAUCCGCUCCCUGCCCUGUCCUUGCGCAGCGUCGGUGGUGCUGCCCUCACCCCCAAAGCCCUCCUGCUGGGUUUUGUCCCUGUUUUCUCUUCCAGGCAGACAGGAGAAGAAGGGGAAAAAAAAGUCAAUAAUAAUCCCUCAUCUGGCAUUUCCCACCUUGAUUCCCAAGGCUCCUCUCUGCAUCGCUCCGCUUUGCUGUAAGCUGUUGCGCUCGCUUGGCUUCUCCUGAUCGAUCUGGACUCCUCUUCCAUGAUCAGCUCGAAAUUCAACGUGGAUUGGGUUGGGUUUGGGUUUUUUUUAAUUAAUGUAACGCGUUUUUAAAGCAUUAGGAAAGCGGAGACAUAGGCAACACCAGCAGAAUCGUACGAGGAGGUGAAUUCCGUUCCAAACUUUAGGAAUAACGACCAGAAGCGGCCGUCAGCCUGCAGCGAGGAGACGGAACCUUCGCAAUUGGAACCUUUCCAAAAGGCUGUUUUAAUUAUUAAUGUCUGAGUGAUUGUAUUAGAGCAGCAAUAACGACUCUGUAAUCUCAAACACAAAUAAAACAGCGGAAAACUCA